AUGGCGGGGAAAGCCUUCCUCUGCUUUUCUGUGCUGAUUCUCCUCUGGGCUGCUACAGCUCUCAGUAUGUCAGUCUUUUACAGCAGCCCAAAGGCACAUAUGCUCUUGCGCUCCAGAAGAGCUAAUAGCUUCUUAGAAGAACUCAAGCCUCCCUCCAAAGAACGAGAGUGUGUGGAGGAGCGAUGUGACUUUGAGGAGGCGAGGGAGAUCUUUCAUACCAGAGAGGCCACGUUAGAGUUCUGGACUGUGUAUGAAGGUAGUACAGCUUCUAACUGCUCGGUGAACAAUGGAGGCUGUCAUCAUGAUUGCUAUGAGAGGAAUGACCGACAUGGGCGCUACUGCACCUGUAUCCAAGGUUACCAAAUCCAUGAGAACUCCAGAGAGUGCCUGCCCAAGAGUGCUCAGUCAUGUGGACAGAUCUUGACUGCCAAGUCAUCCUUUGCCACCAAGCGCAUCGUAGGCCUACAACCAUGGCUAGUGGGAGGGGAAAUUGGCCGAAAGGGAGAGAGCCCUUGGCAGGCUCUCAUACUGAAUUACAAAGGACAUUUUCACUGUGGUGGUGUUUUGAUUGAUGAACGAUGGGUUCUCACAGCCGCUCACUGUCUCGAGAGAAGCCUGCGGUUCAGCAUCAGACUAGGUGAUUAUUUACGUUUUAAGCAUGAAGGAACUGAAGAGACCAUUCCUGUAACAAACGCCAUCCCCCACCCAAAUUACAACCCCAUGACUGCAGACAAUGACAUAGCCCUUCUACACCUGAACUCACCGGUGAAAUUUAACACCUAUAUCCUGCCCGCAUGCCUCCCGAGCCGCAGCCUGGCUGAGCGCGUGCUGCACCUCAACGGAACCCAAACUGUGGUGACAGGCUGGGGGAGGGAAAAUGAGACGACCAACCGCUACAGCGCCGCCCUCAACUACAUCACCAUCCCCUUGGUGGACCCCACCGAGUGCGCUCGCCACAUGACUAACAACAUCACGCAGAAUGUGCUGUGUGCUGGGAUGCUCAAAGUGAUGAAGGAUGCGUGUCAUGGAGACAGCGGGGGACCGAUGAUGACUCAGUACCACAACACAUGGUUUCUCAUUGGCCUCGUGUCAUGGGGGGAGGGUUGUGGCCGCACAGACAAACUGGGUAUCUACACCAAAGUCUCCAAUUAUUUGGAGUGGAUAGAGAGCAUAGUGUUAGGUCCUUGA
This is a messenger RNA of Electrophorus electricus (electric eel), 1188 nucleotides long. RefSeq names its product protein C (inactivator of coagulation factors Va and VIIIa), a (gene proca). The record is from RefSeq and is a predicted model, not a curated record. Lineage: Eukaryota; Metazoa; Chordata; Actinopteri; Gymnotiformes; Gymnotidae. Gene Ontology annotation, cellular component: extracellular region. Gene Ontology annotation, biological process: blood coagulation; proteolysis. Gene Ontology annotation, molecular function: calcium ion binding; serine-type endopeptidase activity.